AAACCUUGUAGCUGAUAACUUUAUGCAAACGUUGACACUUCAGUGACAAUUUUUAUAGGUGUAGUAAAAUUCAUUUCGUAAUUGAACAAGUAGAAUUCUGAUCAUAUAUAAUUAUUAAAUUGUCAAAUGUAUUAUCUGUAAAAUAUUUCCGUAACAUUAUGCAAUAAUGAAUUUUCUACCAAAGUUGAUUUCAAUAAUUUUAUUAUUUUCAUUAGUUUUAUUUGUGGGCAGUGUAGAAUUAACUUUUGAACUGCCAGAUAAUGCCAAAGAAUGUUUCUAUCAAGAGAUAGAAAAAAACACUUCAGCUACUCUUGAAUUUCAAGUAGUGACUGGUGGCCAAUAUGAUAUUGAUGUUAUUUUAGAAGCCCCAAAUAAAGAAAUUAUUUAUCGUCAAGUUAAAACACAGUUUGAUUCUCACACAUUUAAUGCUCAAAUGACAGGAGAAUACAAAGCUUGUUUCAGUAAUGAAUUUUCUACAUUUUCACACAAGUUAGUCUAUAUGGAUUUUCAAGUCGGAGAUGAAUUUGCUGUUCCCGGGUUGGAAGAGCAUGUUACAGCAAUGACUCAGAUGGAGUCUUCGGGUCAAGAAAUACAUAAGAAUUUAGUUCGCAUUGUGGACUAUCAAACUUCUCAUAGAUUACGAGAAGCGCAAGGACGUAAACGAGCAGAAGAUUUGAAUGAAAGAGUUCUUUGGUGGUCAAUUAUGGAAACAGGUGCGAUUCUGAUAACUACUAUCGGACAAGUUUUAGUGCUAAAAAACUUUUUUACUGAUCGUAAACCAUACCAGCGAUUGUAGUAGAAUCUGCCACUUUUAUUUUAUUAAACUAUAAAUUGCGAUUAUAAUUGCGUACUAUAAUUGGUUCAAACAAAACAUAAGUUUUUAAAUUUUCAUAUCUUUUUUGUAGUCGUAGCUGUGUUAUUAAGUUAAAUGUAAUUAUUAUUGAAAUAUAAAUUUCCAAUUAAA
Messenger RNA from Microplitis mediator, 964 nucleotides. Its product is annotated as transmembrane emp24 domain-containing protein 7. Bases 167 to 796 code for a protein of 209 amino acids. Gene Ontology annotation, cellular component: endoplasmic reticulum-Golgi intermediate compartment; endoplasmic reticulum; COPII-coated ER to Golgi transport vesicle. NCBI's taxonomy places the organism in Eukaryota, Metazoa, Arthropoda, Insecta, Hymenoptera, Braconidae. Gene Ontology annotation, biological process: Golgi organization; intracellular protein transport; endoplasmic reticulum to Golgi vesicle-mediated transport. The record is from RefSeq and is a predicted model, not a curated record. The transcript is spliced from 3 exons.